Messenger RNA from Oncorhynchus tshawytscha (Chinook salmon), 1472 nucleotides. Its product is annotated as normal mucosa of esophagus-specific gene 1 protein-like. Lineage: Eukaryota; Metazoa; Chordata; Actinopteri; Salmoniformes; Salmonidae. The transcript is spliced from 4 exons. Bases 119 to 436 code for a protein of 105 amino acids. The record is from RefSeq and is a predicted model, not a curated record.
UAGUCGGCUAGGAGUCUACUUCAGACAGACGGUGCACAAGCACCUUGGAACUCUGUCAGUAACAGGUGAGACAGACAGCAUCUAUUGACCUGUUGCCUUAUAGGAUAGACCUACACAGAUGAAUGAUUUACUAUACACAGUAAGAAUUGAUACCGAAUGGAAUUUGAAAAGCAAAAUGAAGUUUGGAUUGAUUCAGAUUAUGAGGAAGAGGAAACAGGUGAUUCCUCUGAUUGGCUGCAUGGCAUUGUCUACUGCUGGAGCCAUCUUUGCCUCCCUCUACUUCCUAUUUACAAAGAAUGAUGUCAUUUUAAAUGAAAGUAGAAUCCCUGAAACCUGGGAGGGAGUGGACCCAUCUAAACCACAGAAGCUGGCCACUAUCAACCAGAAGUGGAGGCCGAUUGAAGAACUGGAACAGGUGAAGAGCAUGACCAAGUAAUCUCGCUCGUGCGGGCUCCACCCUCUCCCUUUCCCUUUCCCCUCCCCCUCCAUCCUGAUUGGGAGCCCACCAAGUUGCCUACCGCCCCUUCCAUCAGUCGAGCGGAAUGACCAGCAAUUUCGACACAAACUAGAUUCUCUAAUACUGCACAAUAGCUGACUAUAAGUUUGACCAAAGCUAUUUGUUUGUGAAACAUAAUGUAUGUGUGAGGGUGAAAUAAGUGGGCAUGGGCAUGGCUUGUGUUAUUAAUGAGUUAUGAGGAGUGUGUGCCUGUGUGAUCCAAUCUAAAGCCAUGGCUGUAGGAUGACAAUGCCACCAUCAGAAAAAUUGCUUUAAAAAAGGUGGUCUUUCCAGCUAAAUAUAUUGUACUAUAAUAAUGCACUGAUAGUUCCUUCAGAAAGUAUUCAUACCCCUUGACUUAAGCAACAUUUUGUUGUCUUACAGCCUGAAUUAAAAAUGUAAAUUCAUAACUUCACCAUGCCCAAACAGGUAUUCAAUGUCUGCUUUUUUCAUUUUUACCCAUCUACGUCCUUUACCCAUCUAUGUCCUUAUUUGCGAGGCUUUGAAAAACCUCCCUGGUCUUUGUGGUUGUAUCUAUUUUUGAAAUUCAGUGCUUGGGACCCAGAUAAUUGUAUGUGUAGGGUACAGAAAAUCAUGUUUAACACUAUUAUUGCACACAGUGAGUCCAUGCAACUUAUUAUGUGAAUUGUUUAGCAAAUUUCAGCUUUUCAUGUUUUAUUCGUUUGUAGAAAUUUCAUACAACAAAAUUCCACUUUAAAAUUAUAUGUGUGUAGGCCAGUGACAAAAAAUAUAUACAUUUGAUACAUUUUAAAUUCAGCCUGUAACACAACAAAAUGUGGAGAAAGUUAAGGGGUGUGAAUACUUUCUGAAGGCACUGUAUUAUCUCAUUAUAAAAUCAUUGUUUAAGGAAAACAACUAUGACCACUGAUCUGACCUAUGACCCCUAAAAUGCCGAUACUGCACUCUGCCUUUGUAUGACCUUCAACAACUAAACUCAUCAAAAAAAGAAACUUCA